GGGUGGGGGGCUUAUCGAGGAAGCAAGUCACCAGCAGCCGAGUCCACCAGACCGCUGCGAUGGACCCCAGCGACGAUGUUGAGACGGGGGAGACUGAGAGACACGCGGCACUCUUCUACGUGCCAAUUCCAGACGCGUCCCCGACUAAGAACGAACAGGAGAAGCUGUCUGGGGUGGUGAAAAACGUCCACCGAAAGCUCCGCAGGAAAUAUAGAGAAGUGGGCAACUUUGACAAGAUCUGGCGUGAGCACUGCGAGGAUGAGCAAACGCUGAGCGAGUACGCUGUCGCCAUGAAGAACCUCGCUGAUAAUCACUGGGCUGCCAACUGCGAAAAGGAGGGACGCAUCGAAUGGUGUCGCAGUGUCUGCCAGGAGUAUUUCUGGGAUGGUGGCAUGAAAAGAAUGUUGGAGAAAGAUGAGAAAAGUCCUUCUUUCUCCACCAGUCCCAUUGAACCGUCUUCGAGUGGACGACCGUCUUGUUCUAUCCAAUGUUCAGGCGCUCAGAUGGGGAAAAUGCGCCUCCUGGAUGUGGGAAGCUGCUUUAACCCUUUCAUGAAGUUUGACGAGUUCCUCACAGUCGGUAUCGACAUUGUACCUGCGGUUGAGAGUGUGUACAAGUGCGACUUCCUCAACCUCCAGCUCCAGCGGCCCCUCCAGCUGACGAGGGACUCCGUGGAGGCCUUCCUCCGUCACCUGCACAACCCCAUCGACGCCCUGCCGGGAGAGCUCUUCCACGUGGUAGUCUUCUCCCUGCUCUUGUCCUACUUCCCGUCACCCUACCAGCGCUGGAUCUGCUGCAAGAAGGCCCACGAGCUGCUGGAUCUGCACGGCCUGCUACUCAUCAUCACGCCUGACUCCUCGCAUCAAAACCGCCACGCCCUCAUGAUGCGCAGCUGGCGCGUGGCGGUGGAGUCGCUGGGCUUCAAGCGCUACAAGUACGUCAAGUACUCCCACAUGCACCUCAUCGCCUUCCGCAAGGUGUCACUGGCCACCACUAGCGACCUCGUGUCGCGCAACUACCCUGAGAUGCUCUACAUCCCUCAGGACUUCCACACCAGCGAGGAGGAUGAGUCCGGCGAGGCGCAGGCCCGCUCCGACUUCGAGGACGACCAGCUGGCUUGGGCCUUCGCCGAGCUUCCCGACUCCUACGACUCGGAUUCCGGGGAGAGCCAGAGUGGCUCGGUGCCUGGCUUUCAGGAGCUGGAGGACCCCAUCCUGCUCCAGACCUAGCCUACCCCCCUCUCCUCUCUAACUCAACUGCUGCGCUGCCAAACGUAAACCUGCUGCAUUCCCCUCGCCCUCCCACUCCUCCAAACCAUACGGUUUGCACAGUGUGAAAGAGAGAUGUUUACAUAUUAUUUUCUCAUAACACUCUCUCUCUACAUAUAUUUUGAUAAAUAGAUACUUUUUCUAAGAGUUGGAAAGUGAGCGCCCCUAAAAUAGCAACGCUUUCCUGCUUCUUGACGUCCACCAUUGUCCCCCAGUGUGCCUGCGUGCCGAACAAGAGCUUAUGUGCGUCGGGCCGCUCGCUAACAAUAAUCCCCCCAAAACCAAACGACAACCUGAGCAGCGUGACGAUUGAUGAUUGUGCUGAAGAGACUGAACAAGUGGACUCUGGUGGGCUGCCUUGAAAAAGUUAGAAGCACUCCUUUCAAAGACAUUGGUGUUGUUCAGUGUUGCGUUGUUUUUAACUCCUUAAUGAUUUAUGCAUCCUUAACAGCAAUGUGGUAUUUGUAGCAUUCUAGGACCAUCUAACUGGAGUAUUCUUCUAAUGUGACUUAGGUGUGUUUCUUAUAGUGUCACAAGGUACUAAUGUUCAAAGUAAUAUUUUAUUUUAUUUUUUUUCAUAAAUCCCCGAUAUUGGUUAUUCUUGUAUAACAACCAUUUUUUUGUUUGUUUUCAAGCAGAGAAAUUAUACAAGUGUGUCGCUGCCAAACAGACUUGUUGGUAGCAGUAACUUUGAUAUCACGCAUCCUUGUAAUUAAAGCAGGGGUGGGCAACCGACGACCCGUGGGUCAGGUACUUGCCCGCAAGAGAGUUUGAUCCGGCCAACCAUGUGAUUUUUCAAAACCGAAUAAAAGCACAUUUAAUUCGUAAAUGGUCAUUAUGUAACUAUGGAACAAAUGUAUCAGCAAAAAGGUUGCCCACCCUGCUCCUUAAGACUGAGAAUUCACCUUAACUGAAAAUCUUUGCACUAGUUAAACCUCAGAAACAAGCGUGAAGCAAUUUUUUAUUAUUAUUAUUUUUAAUCUUAUUAAAGCAAUAGGUGCUGCUGAGGUUUUUAAGCGACUAGCGGACGUCGGCGUUUGUGCGUAUGAAUGACGGCGUCCUGGCACUUUAUCUCUCACUGAUCCCAAAGGGCGUUCCAAAUUGACCUAUUUUCUUACGAUGACCAGCAAGAUGAGAAAGUGGCACGUCCGAAGGUGCCUUCACAGAGACCAUUUCCUCCCCCUUAACUCAUUCACUGCCAGCCUUCCCCGUUAACAUGGAUAUUUGACUUCUAAAGCAGUCGAAUGGCAGUGAAUGUGUUAAAGAUGUCACACGUCGACAGCACAACGGUUUUGCUUGUCUUAUUGAGGGUUAACGGAAAUCCUUUCCUAUGCCUGUAAUGCAUGUUCAUAUCGCUCAGUCAGUGGUUGUGUGAGUGGUGCAGUAGUCUUCCAGUGUUUUCCUGAGACUCAUUUGCAUGGUUUAUCAUCAAACAUUCUCAACAGUUGCAGAACAACGUGUGCUUGUAUGGUUGUGUUUUUUUAUAAACAUAAAUGGAAGGUA
This is a messenger RNA of Phycodurus eques (leafy seadragon), 2771 nucleotides long. It is a transcript of the gene samtor, whose product is annotated as base methyltransferase of 25S rRNA 2 homolog. Lineage: Eukaryota; Metazoa; Chordata; Actinopteri; Syngnathiformes; Syngnathidae. Gene Ontology annotation, biological process: negative regulation of TORC1 signaling. The transcript has 5 exons. The record is from RefSeq and is a predicted model, not a curated record. The coding region runs from base 60 to 1229 and encodes 389 amino acids.